CACAUACCAAAUUAACCAGCCAUCUUCAAUGGAGAAGAGGUCAUGCUGUGGUGGGGAUAUACCGCCGCCCUGCUGUGCCGUUGGCUCAAACAGGGUGUCAAGUACUAAAUGCGGUUGUUUUCCUGGAUUUCACUUCUUCACAGGCCGUUCUUGUCUCCCUUGCCCUGCUGACACUUAUCAGGAUGAACAAGGACGAACAUCUUGUAAGACUUGUCCAGUUAAUACAGGAACAUUUGGUAAAACAGGAAUGACGAACCAGGUCAACUGCACAGGUUGUGCUCCUGGAUUUCGUUUCGCUCCUGGUUUUAACAGUUCCUGUCUCCGAUGUCUGUCAGACACAUAUAGGGAUGAGAAAGGCAAAAGGGAGUGA
This is a messenger RNA of Stylophora pistillata, 370 nucleotides long. RefSeq lists its product as uncharacterized. Gene Ontology annotation, biological process: signal transduction. Gene Ontology annotation, cellular component: cell surface. Lineage: Eukaryota; Metazoa; Cnidaria; Anthozoa; Scleractinia; Pocilloporidae. The record is from RefSeq and is a predicted model, not a curated record.